AUGAUCUAUCAUCAUUUACCUGAUGAUGAUAAAUGGCAAUUAUUACAAACUCUAAUAAAAAUGACACAAUAUUUAGAAAUUCCUCACCUUCACCGUCUUUAUUUCGAUUUAAAUAUUGAAUUAGUUAGUCCACGUAAUCAAUAUCAUCUCGAUCUUAUUCCUGCACUUGUUAUGGCUAAGAAAAAGACUGAUCCUGAAAUUUAUACAACUGUUGUUGCAUUCAAAAUUGAAACUAAACACAUUCCAUCAUCACCCAUAUCUUAUCAUUCCACAUGA
Messenger RNA from Rotaria sp. Silwood1, 276 nucleotides. Lineage: Eukaryota; Metazoa; Rotifera; Eurotatoria; Philodinida; Philodinidae. The record is from the annotation of a GenBank genome assembly.